GACACCUCCUCUCUGCCUCCACAAACUUUUCUCCCCAUUCUUCUCUGUGAUCAAGAAACGUUAAAGAUGGUGAGAAAGAAAGUGGACAUCGUGAAAAUUGAGGAUAAAGCAAAAAGACAAGUGACUUUCACGAAAAGGCGGCAAGGGCUGUUCAAGAAAGCCAGUGCACUUUGCAAUAUUAGCAAUUAUGAGAUUGGAAUCAUCACUUUUUCCCUGGCCGGCAACAUGUAUGCCUGGGGACAUCCCACAGUUGACUCCGUCCUGAAGCGUUACAUGGCCGACAGGGCCCAGAAACCUGAUGAAAAUCAUCAAGAAAACGAAACUUCUCCAGGCGAUCACCAUCAGAACAAACGGGAGGUGAGUCUGGCUUUGUCUUUAUCACUACCUGCAGAUGAAAAAGAGACUCCUGAAAGAUCUGACGAAGGGAAGGCUGGUCAGGAGAAGGGUUUGGUGUUGAAGAACAACAACAAUAACAGUAGUAAUCAAGAAGGGGAGAAGAGAGUGGAGGGGCAUGCAGCAGCGGCGAAGUCAAAGGUGAUGGCCUCAUGGAAUUUGCCAAAAGUUGAUGAUCUAGAGAUUGAUGAACUUGAACGACUUAUGGCAGAUAUGGAAGAGAUGAAAAAGAAGGUUGUUGAUCGCGCUAAUCAGAUGAAAAGCAGUGCUGGUCGAGUUCCAAGUUCCUAGUCUGCCUAAUUAGCUGGUACAUAUUUCGGGGGAGAAGAUUUCAAUCUUACAAGUCAUUCAAUUGUUAAUUGCAAUCGUUGGUCUGAAAGUCUACAAAUUUUUUUUUUUUUUGGGUUUUUUUAAGGUUUGGUCAUGUUUCAGCCAGCCACUGGCAGACAGGUAUUUAGGUGAGUGAGCAGGGAUCGGUAAUUAGGACUUAGUAGUUAAAUGGGGUUUUGUUUGAGUUCAUAGGACGAUGGACAGUAUUGCUGCAUGUUCCUUUUCCACUUUCUCCUCAGAAUGUGGC
This is a messenger RNA of Coffea eugenioides, 970 nucleotides long. RefSeq names its product agamous-like MADS-box protein AGL29. The coding region runs from base 67 to 684 and encodes 205 amino acids. The record is from RefSeq and is a predicted model, not a curated record. Gene Ontology annotation, molecular function: RNA polymerase II cis-regulatory region sequence-specific DNA binding; protein dimerization activity; DNA-binding transcription factor activity, RNA polymerase II-specific. Lineage: Eukaryota; Viridiplantae; Streptophyta; Magnoliopsida; Gentianales; Rubiaceae. Gene Ontology annotation, biological process: regulation of transcription by RNA polymerase II. The transcript has a single exon.